Perca flavescens (yellow perch) is the source of this 2647-nucleotide messenger RNA. RefSeq names its product solute carrier family 25 member 55a (gene slc25a55a). The coding region runs from base 808 to 1671 and encodes 287 amino acids. Gene Ontology annotation, biological process: L-glutamate transmembrane transport; aspartate transmembrane transport; malate-aspartate shuttle. The record is from RefSeq and is a predicted model, not a curated record. Lineage: Eukaryota; Metazoa; Chordata; Actinopteri; Perciformes; Percidae. The transcript is spliced from 8 exons. Gene Ontology annotation, molecular function: L-glutamate transmembrane transporter activity; L-aspartate transmembrane transporter activity.
AUCAGAGACAAGGUCAGCAGGUCUACAAGAGCAUGAUGGACUGCCUUAUCAAGACAGUUCGAUCAGAGGGGUACUUUGGCAUGUACAGAGACGUGGGUCCCCCUGGGAUAUUGAAGGCUAGCCGAUAAGGCGCAGCCACGCUGGAGGCAAAUCAUAUAAUGGUUCUUACAAUAUUGCUCUAUUUAAAACUAUAGGCACAAGUGUUUGUUUUGCCAUCUAUUUGUUCUGUAUUUUGACUUCUCGUUAAUAACUACUUGGCUGUCUCUUCACUGUCCUGUCAACUCGUACAUCCUCAUUUUUUCCGACUGUAUAAAGUGUGUCCUUGCAGACUUUGGUUGAUCUUGAAAAUGAAUUUGUGGCGAACUAACUAAAGUUUUAUUUUAGCUAGUCUCACAGAUCAGUUUUUAAGUUUGUCUAAAGUCUGCACACACAGUACAUGCACAAGGAUUCGGGCUGUCCUCUCACUAAACUCUAAUGAUUUCUCUUGUCUGUUGUCAUUAACCUACCUACCUGUAAAGUGGGCCUUUUUUUUUCUUUUCUUUUUUUUAAAUCAUAAACUGACUCGCUGUACUUCAUAGACUUGGUGUGUGCAUCUUUCUGUGGAUAUUCAUCACCCUCCUCAUUUCUUGUCUUUUGUCUUGCUUGUUCCUCAUUUACCUUUUUUUGAAACUCCUUUUUUAUGUAAUUUCCUUUGACAUAACCCCCUUCACCAUUAUGACUGAAGUUACUCCAAAUUGAGCAUUUGUCCUGUCUUUUGGAACUUAGCCAUACACUGUGCUUUUUAAAAUGUAAUGGUAGUGGCAGGGAAUGUUUUUGUCUGUACUCAAUGAAAACUGGAUUGGGGCUUCUGUGCUAACGGUUUGUUUUCCCUUAGGUGCUGCUGUAAAUUUGACCCUGGUCACCCCCGAGAAGGCAAUCAAGCUGGCUGCUAAUGACUUCUUCAGACAUCACCUCUCUAAGGACGGAAAGGGCCAGACGGUGUUCAAAGAGAUGCUGGCAGGUUGUGGUGCAGGCAUGUGCCAGGUUGUGAUCACCACCCCCAUGGAAAUGCUCAAGAUACAGCUACAGGACGCAGGCAGACUUGCGGCCCAGCAGCAAAAACCCGUCAUGAUGUCUCCCACCAAGCUUGUGGCCACGAACACCAUGCUCAGCCGCUCCUACAACUCUGGGACGGUGGUCUCAGCACCACGAGCUGUGUCUGCCACACAGAUAGCAAAGGACCUCCUCCGUACGCAGGGCAUCCAAGGGCUCUACAGAGGGCUGGGGGCGACACUGAUUAGGGAUGUUCCCUUUUCUAUUGUCUACUUCCCAUUGUUUGCCAACCUGAACCGCCUUGGCAAACCCAGUCCUGAGGGGUCGUCGCCCUUCUAUUGGGCUUUCCUCUCUGGCUGUGUGGCAGGUUCUACUGCCGCUGUGGCGGUUAACCCCUGUGAUGUGGUGAAGACUAGACUGCAGUCACUGAACAAAGGGUCCAGUGAGGAAGCUUACAAUGGCGUUGUGGAUUGUGUAAGUAAAAUAAUGCAGAAGGAGGGGCCCUCUGCCUUCCUGAAAGGUGCUGGCUGUCGAGCUCUGGUCAUUGCUCCUCUGUUCGGCAUUGCACAGGUUAUGUACUUUGCUGGCAUUGGCGAAUACAUCCUGGACAACUCUCCUCUAAACCUCCUUUUGGCAUGAGAGCAUAUCAACUUGCUGGCAGGCUAUGCAUAGGACCAUCUGAGCGUAAAUGGUGGAACAACUGGCAGCUACAUACCAUCAGUUUACAGCAAAAGAAAAUCGCACAAGUCUUGUCCGACUAAGUCAAAGGCUUAUGAAGACUUGUGUGUGGUCUGACUGCUGUGUUGCACUCUUAACACUUUUGUGACUUAUUCAGUAGGCUAUAGCCAAUGUUUGCACUUGAAGCGGUUAGCCUUACUGGGCUGGGGGACUCAGAGUUGCAGUGUUAUUCUUUCUUUGUCCUUGACAGUCCUCUUCUGUUUCCCUCUGUGAGGGAGGGGAGCUCACUCCAUCAAAGAACCAGACCUAUUUUUAUGUUUUCUUCCUUGCUAUCACUUUCCAUAUUUGUUUAUGCAUAUGCUAGUUUUAUUUUGAAUUGCUGAAUGCAGCAGCUUUGCAGUACUUUGUAUGUUUUGUCUUUUCCAUUUUCUGUCUCAUGUUACAAUUCCUUCCAAGUUGGAACAAAGGUUUAAAAUGGGGGGGACACAUGGGGCCCAAUAUAACAAUUCAUUGCAAAGGGAUCAUUUUACGUUAUCAGUUUGAAUAACCUUGAAUACCACUGAUCAUGAACCAUCCUACUGACAUGGGACCAUAUGGUCUGCUAAACCAUAACCGUGUCCUGUUAUAUAUUUAAUGUUAGUUCUAUAGUUGUUAGUAGUCUGUGAACUGCAGUGUUUGUAUCUUAAUACUUGCAAAAAAACUUGAGAUGCAUUCAUGCACACCAUGUAUGUUUGUCCACAUAACGUUACAUAUGCAUACCUGAACCUCAAGACUUUCUUUGGUUUAUACCUUGACAGAGCAGACUGACAUUUCUCUAUGAGUAAACACUCUUAGCCAAAAAAGCAUUAUUACUGUGACUGAGCGAGAGAAAGAUGACUGUUACCAUAUGUUGUGUUUGUAAAGGCUUUUUGUACAUCCCAUUAAACUCUGCAAUGUA